UACGGGGCAAAUAUAGCCAUUAGCUGAGAGAGAGCCUCAAGUUGCAGCAGUGGCCACAGGGAAGCCAUCUGCUACCAGUGGCUCUCCUGAGCACGGGGACAUUCUUAUUGACAUUAAUGACCACUAUCCCCGAGAGUUCCUCUCUGAUAUUUUUUCCCAAGCUAAAAUAAUGGGUGAUUCAUCAGUGCCUGUUCCACUGCGCGCUGAUGGAACUGCUUUGAGUUUGAAUAUGGAGAACCAUGAACCAAAGCACUGGUCUUUUUUUAAAAAGGUAGCCCAAGAUGAUUUCGUCAGAAAAGACGUGUCUCUGAUAGACCAGGAUCAUCUUAGUCUCUCUUCUACUUGUGCAAAGGUUGAGGAUGAAGCAUCCAUUGAUUAUGGUUAUCCUCCUUUUAGUGGUGGAGCUAUGAUAGACCAUAUGGACUCCCGAAUGAAUAUUGAAGGUGAUAUUCAACACCCAUCACGCGAGAAUGUUGAACCGUCCACCAUGAAUGUGCCUUCAGAUUACAAUCCUUCUCAAACCACUAUCAUUCAAAGCACACAGUAUGAUGGUGCAAUGCAUUUAAAAGUACCCGAAUCCGAUUAUUAGGAUGAGAACCAAGAACUUCAG
Molecule: messenger RNA, 610 nt
Organism: Lycium ferocissimum
Lineage: Eukaryota; Viridiplantae; Streptophyta; Magnoliopsida; Solanales; Solanaceae
Exons: 1
Coding region: 170-589 (139 amino acids)
Source: RefSeq, a predicted model, not a curated record